UGCAUUUGAACUCUCAUAUUAAAGAUUGAUAAUUUAUGAAUAACUCUAUAAAUAAAUGAAAAAUGAAGAAGUGAUCAAUCUAACAUGAUUCUGAACAUAUCCAACGAUUUAAUAUAUCCUAUCAGCUUAAAAUUCAAAAUUACCCUAAAAAAUAUCCCCGUGUAAAAUACGAAAAUAACCUAUAGUAAAUGCCCUGUGCUGGCCUUGUUUCAAUUUAAACAUUAGGUCGUGUUAACUCUUGACCCCUCUGUUUCUCUCUCCCACUAAAUUUAAUGGCAUGAGCUGAAGCACCCAACAAAUUCUACUCACUUUUUCUCUGUCGUUUCUUACAUGAAAAAUCAAACACAACAUUAACUACUCUGUCUUCUUGUCUCUUCCAAAGCUUCCCCUCUGAUGAUUUCUUCAUCAGGUCUCUUCGUUUUAAGCAACAGCCAUUGAUGCUUCAUCAGAACUCUGCAACCCAUAGACAUUCUCUUUGUUCAACAUUCAAACUCUAAGUACAUACAAAUGAGGUGUAAGAAACAUGUUACUGACAUCAGUAGCAGCGUCGGCGUCUGCGCCAGUUGUCUCCGGGAGAGACUUCUGGCGCUCGUCGCCGCUCAGGGUCAGGCACAGGUUCAAGCCCGACAGGCUCAAUUAACUUUCCCUGGUGCUGAGGAUCGUAGGAAAACUGACCCGCCUCCGCUUAUUUUCCCUCGGUCCGUUUCUCCUUACGUCAGCCGACGGAAAUCUGACGACAACAGUGCCACGUGGAUCCACCACCAGGGAUUCUACAGUACUCCUCAGGUGGCCCCCACGUACAGCACGACAACCACCACCGAUUUUGAAGCCGCCAGAUCUUUCAAAAAGAAAAACAGGUUCUCGGUUUUUUCGAACCUGUUCGGGUCGAGACCCGAGAAAUUCAAUUUGGAUCUCGGGGUUCAUGAUCAUCGGGACUCGUGCGAGGACCCAUCAUCGUCAUCGUCAUCCCCCUCUUGGUUCUCGACAAUCUUUGCUGUUCGUCGGAAAAAGCAGCAAUCUACGAGGACAUCUCAUGUAGAAUUUCGCCAAUUCGGCCCUGGCGAUCGGAGAUCAUGUAGGAUCAUUGACCGGGGAAUGUCACCGGCGAUUGAAGCGAAUUCGGGAGACGAGUGUGAUCGAUCGCCAUCGGGAAGCUCACCGGAAGUUUCGCCGCAGUGGAAGAUGACACCAACGGCGCCGAGGAGAGCGAGGACCGGGCCUAAAAACGUGUCGGCAUUAGCGUUUUGCUUGAGCCCACUCGUCAGGGCUAGUCCGAACCGGCACUGGGACCAAAAGGGUGGACUGCCGUCUGACGUGUCGUUUACAGGCGAAAGUAGGUCGCCGAUGAAGCCCCACCUAGCCACCGCUUCGGGAUUUUGCGCGAAUAGGUCCAGAAAGCUUGCUGAUUUCGGCAGAGUCAAUCAUAACCGUUGAAUACGGUUAACAGUUGACAAUGGACGACAGUGAUUGUGAAAAUACUAAAGAUAUUUAUCAUCAAACUACGGUUUGGCCAUUGCUUUUCUUCAGUUUUUUACUCUCUGUGAUUCGUAAAUUAUUAUUUUUUGUAAAAUGACAAAAAAAAUGAUUAAUUUUUCUUAUUGUACAAUUUAUCACCUGACAUCUA
Messenger RNA from Durio zibethinus, 1624 nucleotides. RefSeq lists its product as uncharacterized. Lineage: Eukaryota; Viridiplantae; Streptophyta; Magnoliopsida; Malvales; Malvaceae. The record is from RefSeq and is a predicted model, not a curated record.